AAGAAAAGAACAACCCUUAUCUCUAAUGUUUAAAAAAAUAGCCUUAUCUCUAUGAUUAUCAACUACUCGGUGAAUAUUUAAUUGAAUAUAUAUAGAUAAUAUAUAUCAGCAGCCAGCCAGCCAGUAAGAACAUCAGCAUUUGAUCAGCUUAAAGUCAUCAUCAGAUUAGUAUCAUAAAAUUGUACUAGCGACAGAGAUCAACCUAGAGCUCCAAGCCUUGCAAGGCCCGUAAUCAAUUCAGUCCGAUGUUGUUUGCUGUAUUUCUUCUGUUAGCUUCGUUGGAUGUUAUCAAGUCACAGUUUUUGGUUAAGACGUUGCCAGGCUUGGAUGGUGAUCUUCCAUUCACACUUGAAACUGGUUACAUCGGGGUAGGAGAGUCUGAAGACGUGCAGCUAUUUUACUACUUCAUUGAGUCUGAAGGAAACCCAGAAGAUGACCCUCUUUUGAUAUGGCUAACUGGAGGCCCUGGUUGUUCUUCUCUCUCUGGACUUAUGUUUGAAAUAGGCCCGUUCACUAUUAACUAUGCAAUCUCCAGUCUAGAGAAUCCGAUACUUGAGUUAGUUCCUGAUAGUUGGACAAAGGUGGCCAAUAUUAUAUUUCUCGAUCAGCCAGCAGGGUCUGGAUAUUCCUUUGCAAAAACUCCAGAAACUUACAUAACGAAUGAUACAUUAUCGUCAAAGCUGGCUUACAGUUUUCUGAGGAAGUGGCUUGGGGAUCAUCCUAAAUUUCUCAGCAAUCCAUUGUAUAUUGGUGGUGAUUCCUACGGUGGCAUAAUGGUGCCACUGAUCGUUCAAGAAAUCUAUAACGGAAAUGAUAUUGGUGAAGAGCCACCGCUGAACAUCAAGGGGUAUACGGUCGGUAAUCCUUUCACAGAUAUAAGUGGAGACUAUAAUUCAAGAAUCCCAUUCGCUCAUCAUAUGGCACUCUUAUCAGAUGCAAUCUACAAGUCUGCUAAAGAAAAUUGCGGUGGAGAGUACUUGAAUGUAGAUCCCAACAACAGUCUGUGCAUACAUGCUCUUCAAGCGGUAGAUAAGUGUCUUGAACGAAUUAACAUUAACCAGAUUCUAGAGCCUGUUUGUGAUACUUCAUAUACAUUAAAAUCCAAUCUCUCCAGAAGGGGCUUAAGAGGUCUUGACAAGACCUCUAUGGAUACUUGGUCGUUACCUCAAGUUCAGAAACGAUGGUGUCGAGAUGACAAGAAUGAAUACACAGCUGCUUGGGCUAAUAGAAAAGAUGUGCGAGAAGCUCUUCACAUCCAUGAGGAAUUCAACAAUAUCAAAUGGGUUCGAUGCAACGAAAGCUUGGAAUUUGAUAUUUCCAAGGAAACCCCAUCUUAUACACACAAUGUCAUGAGUGUUGUUGGCUAUCAUAAAGAGUUAGCUGAUAAAAAAUGCCGAGCUCUUGUAUAUAGUGGAGAUCAUGACAUGGCUGUCCCACAUUUGGGUACCUUGAACUGGAUUCAAUCGCUAAACUUGCCAGUCGUAGAUGAUUGGAGACCCUGGUUUGUUGAUGAACAAGUAGCAGGAUACACCAUGAAAUACAUGAAUAGCGCCGAUCAAAGCUUAAUAUUUGCUACUGUAAAGGGAGGAGGUCACACAGCUGCAGAAUUCAAACCUAAAGAAUGUUUGAACAUGUUUAUGAGGUGGCUUGCCAAUGAUACUUUGUAACCGACCACUGUCUGUUGAGUUUGAUGUUUAUUUGUGAUGUUGUAUGUAAUCUAUGUAUUCAUCAUAUAUAUGUUUGUAUUUGUGUAUUGAUUCAUUGAUUGUGAUUUGUGAAAAAUAAUUAAUAAUUUGAGAGGUUGAAAACGAA
Erigeron canadensis is the source of this 1812-nucleotide messenger RNA. RefSeq names its product serine carboxypeptidase-like 2. Lineage: Eukaryota; Viridiplantae; Streptophyta; Magnoliopsida; Asterales; Asteraceae. Gene Ontology annotation, biological process: proteolysis; secondary metabolic process. The coding region runs from base 246 to 1667 and encodes 473 amino acids. The record is from RefSeq and is a predicted model, not a curated record. The transcript is spliced from 15 exons. Gene Ontology annotation, molecular function: acyltransferase activity, transferring groups other than amino-acyl groups; serine-type carboxypeptidase activity.